AAUCUGGAAUUGAUACCGUAAGGAAGCUCAGACAGGAUCAAGAGGUAAGCUGGAUGCUCCAGUUGUUCUAAGUGGGAUUUCAACAGUGACCAUCAUGUCUGCUCUGGCCUGGAAUUACAAAUAUGAACGUGCAUCCAUUCACAUUAACAACUUGUCCACUAUCAACCCAAAUCAUGCAUCGCAUUGAGAGUAUUGAAGAGGGAGCACUGUAGGUGAUGGAGGGGGAGGGGAAGAACAAAGGAAUCAGAGGAGACGCUGAGGAAACAUGGAGCCUCGGAGCAGAACGGAGCCUGGCUUUUAAAUCCACAGAUGGUCGCCUCUCAUCGCUCUCUUGCAUUUCACAUAUUCUGCCGAGACACAGCAAAGCAUCUUUUUAAACGAAGGGAAAAAAGCAGGGAAGGAGGAGGGAUGGCGGGAGGGAGGCGAGUGGGAGGCGAGGCAGAGGCAGCAGAGAGUGGGGGGAGGAGGGAGCGCUGAUGCGUCUGCUGCCGCUGUCAUUCCGCUGCUGCGCGGCUCGGCGGCAGGAGGGUGCGCUGGGAGGGAGGAGUGUGGAACGAAAUCGGAGGAAAAGGAGGACGGCAAGGGAAGGAGAGAAAGGGAGUGCCUGGGAAGCACUGCAACAGCUGCAACUGCAGCAGCCUUAGAGGAGGAAUACGAGGAGGAGGAGGAGGAGGAGGAGGAGGAGGAGGCGGAGGGAAGAAAGGGAAGGCUGCGGGAUCGUCUGAAGGGGAAGCAUUUUUAUAUUAAUGGUUUUGCACGAGGAGAAAGGUUUGAUACGGGAGCCUGUUUUCUCCCUCGCUGAUGCCUUUCUACUUGGUCUCAUGCGGGAGGCGUGCCUGGGAAUAGUGCGACAGGCAGAGAAGGAGACUUAAAGAUGGAAAGGACGGACAGCACAAAGGCAUACGGCCAAGCAGAUGGCAAAGGAGUUGGUAUGGCAGCAAAGAGGGCAAAGUCUGGCGUCCCCCAGGGCACGCCGAGGGGGGAGCUGAAGGUUUACCGGGCCGGUAGCUCCGACGGCCGGCUGCCAGUGUCCUCCAAUCUCCGCAAGCAGAGGUCUAUGACGAACCUGGCCGUGCUCACUGACGCCGAGAAGAAGUUGCACCUUUACGAGCCCAAGUGGUCCGAUGACAUGGCCAGGCCCGGGGCAGGGCCGGCCAAGACGGGCAAGCCAAAGACAGCCGGGGUCGGCAGCAGUGCCGGAGGGGGUGCCCCUCUUUCUCGGAACCUAUCCAAAUCCGAACACUCGCUGUUCCAGGGCAAACCCAAGCCCUUCAGCCCCCUGGCCGCGCCGUCCGCCCUGAGCAAGCAGAGCCGCAUACCCCGGGCUCCUUACGCCGAGGUGAAGCCCCUGAGCAAGGCGCCCGAGGACGGGAAGUCCGAUGACGAGAUCCUCUCCAGCAAGGCCAAGGCCAACGCUAAGAAGCAGGGGGCCGGAGCCGGAGGGGAGUCCGGCUCCAAAGGCCAAGGGGAGGAAGGGGGAGACAAGCCCUUCCUGAAGGUGGACCCGGAACUGGUGGUGACUGUGCUGGGCGACCUGGAGCAGCUGCUCUUCAGCCAGAUGUUGGACCCCGAGUCCCAGAGGAAGCGCACCGUGCAGAAUGUCCUUGACCUCCGCCAGAACUUGGAGGAUACAAUGUCGAGUCUGCGAGGCUCUCAGCUCAGUCACAGCUGCAUGGACAGCAGUAACGCGGGCUACGACAGCGACGACACCAACGCCCGCAGCGUGUCCAGCCUGUCCAACCGCUCCUCGCCGCUCUCCUGGCGCCACGGCCAGUCCAGCCCCCGGCUCCAGGCGGGCGACGCCCCGUCCUCCACGGGCGCCGGCUACAAGGGGGCCAAGGUCGCGGCCCAGACGAUGCCGGCCCGCUGCGCCGGCCGCCUCCGCGGCGCGUCCCGCGCCGAGCUCAUCGACGGGCUGGACGACGGCGACCUCAAGUCCGGUUACCUGAGCGACGGCGACCUCCUCGGGAAGAGCCUGCCGGACGACGACGACGACAACGACGACAACCUGGCCAACGGGUGGGACGAGAGCAGCUCCAUCAGCAGCGGGCUCAGCGACGGCGAUGGCUCGGAGAACCUCAGCUCGGAGGAGUUCAACGUCAGCUCCUCCCUCAGCUCCCUCCCCAGCACGCCCCUGGGAUCCCGACGCAGCUCCUCUGUCAUGCUCCGCACCGACGCAGAGAAGCGCUGCCUGGUGGAGAGCGGCCUUUCCUGGUACAGCGAGGACGGCAAAGCCGGCCGCGGGCUGGAGGGGGGCAGCUACGACACGGGCAGCCUGAAGGCGGAGGCCCCGAGCAGGUGGAGGAAGAAGCCCCCGAGCCUCGGCGAGGAGUCGGCGUGCAAAGGAGAGCUGAGGAAGCCUCAGAGCUUGGGUCAUCCCGGGGGUUUCAAGAAGGGCCGCAAUCCCCCCGUCGGAGUGACCUCCCCCAUCACCCAUACCUCUCAGAGCACGUUGAAGGUGGCAGCGCCUAAAAGUGAGAAGCCAAUGGAUAAAUCCAGGAUUUCCCUCAAAUCCGCCGGUCUGCAGCGCUCUCGUUCAGAUGCCGGAAGGGACCAUCACGGGGAGCACCGCAAGCCCCCGUCGGGUUUAGUCAAGCCCACGGCAGGGGCCUCCUACGGCUACAGGAAGCCCCCGGCAGCCACCGCCACCGCCACUGUGAUGACAGCAGGGGGCGCCGCCAUCUCCGGUGGCUCCGCCACCGUGGGGAAAACCCCCAGGUCUUCUGGCAUCCCUACGAAGCCCGCGGGAGGGGGGGCGCCGCCCUCGGGUCGGAAGAACAGCUUCGACGGCGGCAGCGAGCAGAGCUUCCUGGCGCCGAUCGCCCGGAACAGCAUCCAGUACCGCAGCCUGCCUCGGCCGGCCAAGUCCAGCGCGCUGAGCGUGAUCGGCCGCCCGGCGCCCCGGCCCGUCAGCGGCGCCAUCGACCCCGCUCUGCUGACCCUGAAGCCCGUGCCCACGUCCUCCUCCACGGGCCCCAGGGCCAAAGAGCUGGGUAGCUGCGGCGCCAAGACGCCCAACCGAACGGGCAGCGCCGGCCCGGUGAACAUGACGGACCGGGAGAAGGAGAAGGAGAGGGCCAAGGCCAAGGCCGACCUGGACUGUGGUUCCUUGAAGAGAGAGACGCCGUCCACCGGGGAGUCCACUCUGAAGCUGCACGGCCUGAGGCGGACCAGCAGCGGGAAAUACCCCGAGCUGUCCUCGCCCACCGCUCCAAGGAUGCUGAACACUAAGUCCCUGGGCCGCCCCCCCAGCUUGGCUCACCUGGACAAGGUCAACUGCAACAGUUACGAUUUGUGCGUGACCCUCCAGGACCUCCCGCCCAAAGUCCCCCCUUACUCCAAGCUGCAGGACUUGGCCGGCUGCCACAGCUCCUCCCGCCUCACGCCGAGCCCGGCGCCCGUGCUCCACAUCGACUCCCCCGGCUCCUACACCAGCGAGAGCCUGAGCCUGGGCGCGUCGCCCCUGCUCUACCCCAAGCUGUCCGCCACGCACCGCAGCAUGGAGUCCCUGCCGCUCCAGAUGAGCGUGCCAGCGUCCAGCGCCAGGUUUGUCAGAACCGAGGUGCAUGACAGGGACGAGAGGGGCGCGGGAACCUGGGGGGCCGGCAGCCGGACGUCCCUCCACCUGACGGAUAGCUUGCAAACAGACAGAAAUACCGUACCGAAGAAAGGCUUAGAGCGCUACGGCUCAAGCCUGUCAGAGAGUGACGGCAAGCCGGGAAGACGCCACUCCCACAACAUCGUGAGCAUGGCUGAGAGCGACACCCCCCCCCAGCUGCCUUCCCCCACCCGCCCGCUCCUCCUGCCCUCCUCGGACAAGGCCCCUCUCACCAACGUGGUUGCCCCAAUUUCUAGUGGCACCCCGAGGAUAUCGCGUUCCAACAGCAUAGGGCCGCCGGGCGAGUCGGCCUGCGACCUCUACGGAUCCUCCCCCCUGGGCAGCAGCAUGUCCCUGGCCGACCGGCCGAAGAGCUUGAUGCGGUGUGGCUCUUUCCGGGAGCCGGGGGAUGAUGUGCACGGCUCCGUGCUCUCUUUGGCGUCCAACGCUUCAUCCAACCAUUCCUCGAAUGAGGAGAGGAUACAAGGAGAGCAAAUCCGCAAGUUGAGGCGAGAGCUGGAGUCUUCCCAGGAAAAGGUCGCCGACUUGACCAUGCAGCUUAGUGCCAAUGCGAACCUGGUAGCAGCGUUUGAACAGAGUUUGGCGCUGAUGACGGCGCGCCUGGAGACCCUGUCGGUCUGCUCGGAUCAGAAGGACUCUGAGCUCACCGAGCUGAAGGAUACCAUCGAGGUCCUGAGGGUCAAAAACACAGAGGCCCAAGAAAUCAUCCACGGGGCCCUCGCCGACCCGGAGAUGGAACCUCCAGCGCCGCAGAUCAACCGACAGAACUCGUCUGAAAGCAUCUCCAGCCUCACCAGCAACACCAGCCACUCCAGUGUGGGGAGCCUCAAAGAGCAGGAGGCCAAGAAGAAGAAGAAGAAGAGCUGGUUACGCAGCUCCUUCAACAAGGCCUUCAGUAAGAAGGGCUCCAAGCAGUCUGGCCCGUACGCCGACAUCGAGGAAAUCUCCACGCCAGAGUCCUCUGCACCUUCCUCCCCUAAAGUCCACCACGUAGGGAACAACCGCCCACUGUCGAUGAAGUCCUCCACCUCGUCGUCAGGACUCUGUGACGGACAGGAGGCGGGAGACGACAAGGUUGUGACAGAACUGCGCUCGGAGCUGUGGGAGAAGGAGCGCAAACUGACAGACGUGCGCCUGGAGGCUCUGAGCUCCGCCCACCAGCUGGAGCAGCUGCAGGACGCCAUGACCAACAUGCAGUCGACGGUGGAGAACCUGAAGGCUGAGAACGACCACCUGAAGAUAGGCGGCCUGUCCCCGUGUCCGUCCCCUGGACCCUCCAGCUCCGCGUCCCAGUCCUCGGGCCUCACCGCCCUGGGAAGCUCAUCCCCUCGGCAGUCGGUGGCGAUGCCCAAGAGCUACAGCAGAGGGCCGAGUGAGGGCAGCAGCUCCGCAGACGUCUUCUUCGCAGACUCCCUCGGUGUUUCCUCGCAGAGGGAUGAGCACCGCGUCCGGGUGGUGAUUUGUGUCGCGGAUUUACACGUCUUCAAAGAUGAGGUCAAACAGAAGGAUUUCUUCGUGGGCACCGUGCGGGUGAACGGCAGGAUGGACUGGCCCAUGCUGGACUCCGCAGUCAGCCAAGCUUUCAAGGUGUACGUGGCCAAGGUGGACCCCACAUCCAGUCUGGGCCUGUCCACAGAGUCCAUCUACAGUUACAGCAUGGGCCACAUCAAGAGAGUGCUGGGAGGAGAGUCUCCAGAGACCCAGCCGUCUCGCUGCAUGUCCCGAGGCCCCAGUAGCAUCACGGUGGCCCUCAAAGGUCUGAAGGAGAAGUGUGUGGACAGCCUGGUGUUCGAGACGCUCAUUCCUAAACCCAUGAUGCAACACUACAUCAGUUUGCUGCUCAAACACCGGCGUCUGAUCCUGUCCGGGCCCAGCGGGACGGGCAAGAGCUACCUCGCCUCCCGGCUGGCCGAGUACCUGGUGGACCGCAGCGCCCGCGAGGUCACCGACGGCAUCGUGGUCACCUUCAACAUGCACCGCCAGUCGUGCAAGGAUCUGCAGCUUUAUCUCUCCAACCUGGCCAAUCAAAUCGAUCGGGAAAGCGGCCCGUCAGAGACGCCGCUGGUCGUUAUCCUGGAUGAUAUCCAUGGGCCGGCUUCCAUCAGCGAGCUGGUCAAUGGCGCGCUCACCUGCAAAUACCACAAAUGUCCUUACAUUAUUGGGACAAGCAAUCAGCCCGUGAAGAUGAUCGCGAACCACGGCCUCCAUCUCAGCUUCAGAAUGGUGACCUUCUCCAACAAUGUGGAGCCAGCCAACGGCUUCCUGGUGCGGUACCUGCACAGGAAGCUGAUGGAGUCGGAGGACGAGGGAAGCUUGACCAACGAGGACCUCAUCAGGGUGCUGGACUGGGUGCCCAAGCUGUGGUAUCAUCUGCAUGCCUUCCUGGAGAAGCACAGCACGUCGGACUUCCUCAUCGGCCCCUGCUUCUUCCUCUCCUGCCCUGUCACGGUGGACGAGUUCCGGUCGUGGUUCAUCGACCUUUGGAACCACUCCAUCAUUCCUUACCUGCAGGAGGGGGCCAAGGACGGCAUCAAGGUCCACGGGCAGAAGGCGGUGUGGGAGGACCCGGUGGAGUGGGUGCGGGGCACCCUGCCCUGGCCCUCCGCCCAGCAGGACCAGGCCAAGCUGUUCCACUUGCCCCCCCCCAGCAUCGGCUCCAGCAGCCCCGGGCAGCCCUGCGACGAGAGGCCCCACAAGGAGACGCCGCCCAGCUCCAUGGAAUCCGAUCCGCUGAUGGCGAUGCUUUUGAAACUUCAAGAGGCUGCGAAUUACAUCGAAUCCCCGGACAAAGACGACCCCGCCCUGCCCAGCCUUUGAGCACAAAGCUCCCACCUAACACUUAGCACUUCCACCUUCAUGUCUUGUGUCCAUGGUGAUGGUGCAGUACUCAUUCAGGAACAAUGGAUAUUGGGUGAUUUCAGCCAUCAUUCACGUAGUAAGUUAGGAGGAAGACACAGAUCAUACAUACCAACAUACACGCAGUAUUUCCAAAAAUCUGUAUUUUCAAAAGACUUUAAUCUAUUACCGUAGUCUAUAUUUGACUGGAAGUCAUUCACAGUUCAGAUUGUUUUUCCACCACGUCGGCGAUCACAGAUUGGUGCUAAAAGGUCUCAAAGAAUCGUCACAGCACUUCAGACUUCAGGUGAUUUCUACAACAGCACAGGUGCAUCAUGGGAUGCGGAGCGCUUACCAACAUCAGCUGUUUCUAAACUUUGAUUGGAAAAGAGUAUGACAGCAGUGCAGAUGCUACAAAGUUCUUUGGUACAUAUCUACUGUAUACGUCUUUCAAGGGCAUCUUCUACUUAUGCAACCUGAGCAGGAGAAACAUAUGAAAUGCCUUAAGAACAAAGACGUAAAUGUCACCUCAACUUCAGCAGGGAACACUGGUGCUCUCAUCACUAUCCCCCCCCAGCUGGGACUGUCAGGAGUCACUUCUUUUUUUUUUAUUUCUCUGCAUGAAUUCAAAUAAAUAAUUUGAUUUUUUUUUAGUUUUUACAAUAUCAAAAAAAAAUAAAGAUAUGAAUAUCAGUAUAUGUUUUCACAUCGUCAUUAUAAUUAAUAAUGGUUAAUAAGUUUAAAAAAAAAAGGUUUAACUUGCUGUCAUACUCUUUUGCAUGAAACAAAAGCUCUUCAUUAGUGGCGUGAGUUCAACACUUUGUUGCUGUACAGCUCCAGAAGUACUUUAGGUGUCACCAAUGCUGCCGUAUAUAUAUUUAUCAGGUAUUAGAAACGUAUUACACAGGGAUAAUAAAAAAAAUAACCAACACCAUCUGAUUAAACAGAUCGAGCAAAUGCGGUUUGAAUCCUAUUCAGAUUUUCUUUUCUACAAUAUUUAUGUAGGAAAGUGUGACUUUGAUCUUUCCCCCGGAUUCAUAACAGCUACUGUACAUAUUAUGUAAAUGCAAACAGGCUACAUCAGUUAUUUUAGCUAUAUUAGUUGGUGCAAAUAUCUAAUAUAAUAAACCAAAUACUGUACUUUAAUCAAGCAUAUUGACAUAUCAUGUUAGAAGUUUGAGUUAAACAAUGAAUGUAUAGAAAACACUUUUAACAGUAUUACUCAUUUAAAGGAAGCCUCGAUCACAAAGCUCCACUGCGAAACACUUUUAAGUCUUACUUUAAAGCUUUCUGCUGUGCGUACGUCCGUCCAUUGUUAUUUACAACACUUCAGGAACAGACUGCAACGGAGAGCUCUCAUUCUCAUCCUCACUAUCAUCCUUUAGGUACUUUUGGUGCUCCAGUGCUGAAUAAAGAUCACAUGGACGUUCAGGCUGUAGUUUUGUGUCAUACAGUAGAACCAUCUGAAGCUAAAGUAAAGUGAACUAGAUCCGGAUGCUAAGCUGGACCCGUUAGGCAAGAGGCAGUGUGUGGGCACGUUAAAGACUCGACACUUUGGGUACAAGAACGUGACGACGUUUUCUGAGGAAUGAUUAAAAAGCAAAAGAUGUAAACACUUUUUAUAAAAGACGCCCGAAUGCAGUAAGUGGCAUUUGGUCCACAAAACGAUGCACCUGUCUUUCCCAAACUGUGUCACGUGUGUGUUGAGGAACUCUGACAACACGUCACAUGUACGUCGUACAUCAUGCAAUGAAUGUCAGACCAGCCUGAUGAGAAAGUCUAACGAUGAAUGAUUGACAUGGCAUCCGAGCUCUGUUGCUCUGUUGCUGUGCUGUUUGCGUGACACUGAUAAUCUGCAGCUCUGUUCUGGAAAAAGGGAAAAAAAGAAGCCCGAUUUCACGACAUCGAAGAGCAAAAAGAUCCCAAAUGGCCUGCGACUGUCACGCCGGUCACACGCCACCGGAGAGUAAUGUCAGUUAUUGUAAAUAUUUCAGGUGUUGGACUACCAGCACCUGGUCUGUCUCUGCAGGUCAACUGAAGCCAUCGGCUCCUCAUCUCGUCCACUGGUUGUUGUGCCCGUGGCUCCGUAGUAGCUGUGAUUUGUGUUGACUUACUUAGUGAAUGGGGACUAUGCAGCAACUUCUACUGGUGUUGGUACUCAGCAAAACGCCUGACUGCUUUCAAGCCGGUCUGUCCUCGACUCGUCCAUUUGGACCAAAUUGCACGACGGGACAGAAGUGUGAGCUUGUUUUUUUUUUCCCGCGGGCGGUUCUGAGCCUUAAAGAGAAGGGGGUCAGUGUGCCGUUGGGUUCUGAACAGGGUUUAUCCAUGUGGCCAAAGGACAAAUGAAGCAGUUUGGAAGCAUGAGUUUUUGUCCUUCCCCAAAUGGCAAAAAAAAACGUCACUUAAAUGAACAAACGAGAAAAACGAGUCGGCAGGAAUCAGCACGUCAUCGUGGAACUCCGUGUCCAAUCGGAGCAGAUGAAGACAUGAAUCCCAUCUCUUGAGGCCAAUACAGGUUGCUGAAUAGUCAUAUUUUUGAAAACCUUGUUGUGGACAAUACUGAGAUUAAAAAAAAAUGUUAUGCGGUAUAUAAUGUCACUGACGUACAAAUGUUAAGGGUUUCUAAGUGUUGUGAAUGCAUGUCAAAUUGCUGUGUGAUCAGACUUAAAAAAAAAAGGUUAACAACAGUUUAUCGUUUAGGAAAUCAUUCCAGAGAAUGUUUUCCUUUUGAAUACUCAAAAUAUUUGAUAUUUCUUUUCUCUCUUUUCUAAAGAACCCUUUGUAAAACUUAAUUUCUCUAUUUUGUACAGGCCAUCAUUGUAAAGAGUGUAAAUAGGUCAGCAUUCUGAAUGCGGCAACAAUCAUUGAGGACGGGAGACAAAGAAAUCAUCCUUGACAGAAAAAGGACAUUUCUUCAGAGUUGGGUCCAGUUUAUGGAUAAAGUUUGUUUCUGAAGGCUUUCAUCCACCUGUCACUGGUUGUUGGAAUCAAUAAAAUACAUGUUAUAUUUA
Messenger RNA from Pungitius pungitius (ninespine stickleback), 9468 nucleotides. RefSeq names its product neuron navigator 1b (gene nav1b). NCBI's taxonomy places the organism in Eukaryota, Metazoa, Chordata, Actinopteri, Perciformes, Gasterosteidae. Gene Ontology annotation, cellular component: axon initial segment; microtubule cytoskeleton. The record is from RefSeq and is a predicted model, not a curated record. The transcript is spliced from 29 exons. Gene Ontology annotation, molecular function: ATP hydrolysis activity. Bases 875 to 6436 code for a protein of 1853 amino acids. Gene Ontology annotation, biological process: neurogenesis; nervous system development; neuron migration.